This is a messenger RNA of Cyclocybe aegerita, 2544 nucleotides long. The record is from the annotation of a GenBank genome assembly. NCBI's taxonomy places the organism in Eukaryota, Fungi, Basidiomycota, Agaricomycetes, Agaricales, Hemipholiotaceae.
AUGUCUGAAGCCGUCAUCCAUGAACGGGAACAAGACGACGUAGACGUCGAAAGAUACUCAAAACGCGCCAAACUCGAUUUCGAACCACAUGAUCUCCAUUCCGAGCUGACCGAAGCUCCACCACAACCACCAGAGACAGAACACAUCCUCCCUCCCAGUCAUGCUUUGCUUGGAAUACCUCUUCCAGUCGCCAAGGAAGGUUCCGCCUUGAACUUCCUUGAAGCAGAUGUCGGAAUCUCAGAGUACAUUGGACGCGGAGAGGCUAAAGUUGAAGGAAUCAUCAAGCAGAGAUUUACUGACUUCUUGGUCUACGAAGUCGAUUUGGAUAGUAAAGUAAUCCACCUCAAGUCCUUGGAGAAACCCAAGUCAUCCAAUGAGGCCUCCCAACCUGCCGCCGCGUCGUCGUCAACUAACCAAGAUGAGGACGUGACGAUGAAGGACGCUGAACCUGAAGUUCCUGCACCAUCCGCAGAACCCAAGGAGGGGGAAAGCAAACCUGAAUCAGCGGGAAAGCCAAAACCUACUCCAGAGGACCCGUGGCCAGAGUACUUCACUUCGACGUUGUCUUCCUUUCUCGACGAGGAAGCCGUGGUUCAACUCAAGAAGAUGUAUCUUGAAGGGCCCGAACCCCCUCGAGUAAGCGAUUCUGGCUGGGCAGCCGUGUUCCAAAAGCGGCUCCCGAUGGAGCGGAUCCCUCGACACCAGAAGUUGAAGAACCCACCCCUGCACCUGAAGAGAAAGGCGGAAGAAAUGGUAAACGAGGUGAUCGCGGUCGACGGGGCGGUAGAGGAGGGGGAAGAGGCGGCCGUGCAACUGGUAGGGUGGAAGAUAAUCGAAAAGUUCUAUCAACCUCUGGCCUCAAAAGACACUCGUACCGCUUUCCACAAAACAAUAAGGGAGCUGUUUGGAGGAAAGCUAGAGACAGAAACCGACACUUCUGGUCCUCCUACCGAUGAGGGCUCUCGCAUUGCCAUAAAGUGGGGUAGACGAGGAGGGCGAGGAGGGCGAGCAAACGAUGCUGGCGGACGGGCGCCUCGCGGCACAUAUCCUCCAUACGUUCAUUUUACAAUGCAAAAAACCAAUCGCGAUACUCAGGACGCUCUUGGACAUUUAUCUCGCCUUCUCCAUGUCAGCACCAAGGAGCUCUCAGUUGCGGGUACAAAAGACAAACGCGGUGUAACAGUGCAGCGCGUUUCGUUGAACCGACACAAAAAGACGGUAGAGGAAGUCUGGAGCCUUGUCAAUAACGCUGGCUCCAGGAGGACUAACACGGAAGUUUUGUCCCAGCGCGGAGAGAGAGGGAUACGCAUCGCUGAUCUGAACUACCGUAAAGCAAGUCUAGAGCUCGGUAUGUUGAAGGGUAAUGCAUUUGUCAUAACAUUAAGAAAUGUCAAGGUCGAAUCCAUGGAGAUUUUGGACGAAGCUAUGAACACGAUCAAAAAUAAGGGAUUCAUCAAUUAUUAUGGAAUGCAGCGCUUCGGAACGGCCUCCGUCCCGACACAUUCCAUUGGCCUUGCUCUGCUUAAGUCGGAGUGGCAAAAGGCAGCCCACAUGAUCUUACAAAAGAGACAUGGUGAACACCCUGACGUUGAAGCAGCCCGCGAUGCUUGGCUCGUCGAACGUGACUUAGAUAAAGCCCUCAGUCUGUUCCCUAGACGGGUCGUUGCCGAAAGAUGCAUUCUCGAGAGUUUCAAGAAGCAGAAGGGCGACACAAGGAACGUGAUGGGUGCCUUGUCAACAAUCCCUCGGAACCUCCGCCUGAUGUACAUUCAUGCGUACCAAUCGUAUGUGUGGAAUGCGAUUGUUUCUGAACGCAUCCGUGUAUAUGGCAGCGACAAGCCAGUAGUUGGAGACCUCGUCUUUGAGAGAAUGCCCGUACCAGAAAUGGAGGUCGACUCUGAAGGUGACGAAUCUCUCCACGCAGACGGUGAUGGAGAUGAGCAUGCCGAACAAUCGAACAAAAGAUCACGAAAGCCUUAUUCUGCUCCUCGAGUCAAGACAUUAACAGAGGAGGAUCUCGAUAAAUAUACCAUCUUCGACGUGAUCAUGCCUCUACCUGGGACGGAUGUGGCGUAUCCCGGGGGAAAACUAGGCGAGAAGUACCGGGAGUUUCUUCGGGUAGAUGGCUUGGAUCCCAACAAUUUUGUGAGGAAGCAAAGGGAAUACACUCUCAAUGGCUCCUAUCGAGCUAUUCUCCACCUACCGAGGGAACUGUCAUGGUCCGUGUUACGCUACACUGAUCCGGAUGUCUCUCUUGCUCAGUCAGACGAAGACAAAUUACUCGGAUUCGACCCACCUGCUACGGUCGAGGAUGGCAAAUUCAUGGCGCUGCAAAUUAAUCUCACCCUCGGAACGGCUGCCUAUGCGACGAUGGCACUGCGUGAGAUAACAAAGACGGACACCAGCGCGCACGUCCAAACGAGCCUCACGCAGCAAGCCGAGGAUCAGAAAUAUCGAGGAAGCGGGUUGGAUGGCGCAGCAGAUGAGGCCGUAGAUGAACAGCCUUCCUCUUCGUUCAACGUGGACGCUUUGUCCGGGAGAUAA